Molecule: messenger RNA, 7468 nt
Organism: Electrophorus electricus (electric eel)
Lineage: Eukaryota; Metazoa; Chordata; Actinopteri; Gymnotiformes; Gymnotidae
Gene: adgra2
Product: adhesion G protein-coupled receptor A2
Biological process (GO): cell surface receptor signaling pathway; central nervous system development; sprouting angiogenesis
Cellular component (GO): plasma membrane; Wnt signalosome
Molecular function (GO): protein binding; G protein-coupled receptor activity
Source: RefSeq, a predicted model, not a curated record
UGUGACAGGGUGGCAGACGAAAACCGCUAGAGUUAGGGAAUUAGGACCGACACAGCCGCUCUGCUGCGAUCCAAACUUAUGCAAGCGGACUUAAAGAAGACUUUAAGGCUGCAGAAGAGAGACUUGCCGAAUACAAUUGGAACUCCAUGUCAGAGCAAAUGCCAAUUUUGUGAAUUACGCCGAAAGGCUAUUGGCAGAAGCAGCUCUGCGAAAUCGUCACUGGGCUGCUUUCAGAACCACUGGAGUAACAACUUACAAGCCUAGUCAUAAACCUCUGUUUUUGUUAAGUAAGGUGGUUACUAUUUUUUUCCCUAUAUUUUUUGGGAACGGUGCAUUGCAACACGCUGAAUGCAGAAUGGAAGCGGAUUUUUGAGGAUGCGCUACAAGUGGGAAUCUAACGAAAUAUGACGGAUAUUUCCCGUUUGCACUUUUAUGAUGGACAUAGCUUGACUGCAAAUUUGAACGCAGGGGAGGUAUCCUUAGUUAUGGACGCGACGGAGACACACACUCAUUCAAACUAAGGCACAUAACAGUUGUCAAAUUAUCCAAAGCCAAAGGAGUGACCAGAACCUUUCCACAUCGGUUGCAAACUGUUGGACUCGCGUUGACAUUAAUCUACGUAAUUAUUAAGGGAAACCUUCGCUUGAUGACAUGGGCUGACUUGGGGCACGGAAAUGUCACUGAAGGGGACAAUGUUGCGACCCGGCGUCGGCAUCCCGUUUUGGGGGCGUUUGCUUCUCCUGCUGGUGCUUUUGAUCGCCUCGGAGUGCAGGCUGGCCCAGGCGUGUCCGGAGCUCGUCUCCAGCGGCUGCAGCUGCACAGACGAGCGCACCAAAGCCCACUCUGCGCAGGCUGCUCGGAAGAGAGUGAGCUGCGCAGGAAAGGAACUAACGGAAAUCCCAGAAGUCAGCCUGCUUCCCAACCGGACGAUCUCACUAAACCUAAGUAACAACCGCAUCCGUGUGCUCCGAAAUGGCUCCUUCGCUGGCUUACACUCCCUGGACAAGCUGGACCUCAGGAAUAACUUGAUCAGCGCAGUGAUGCCCGGAGCCUUUCAGAGUCUGACAGUGCUGCGGAAACUUGACCUGUCCAACAACCGGAUUGGCUGCCUCACUCCAGACAUUUUCCAGGGACUCGCGAACCUUACCAAACUUAACAUCUCAGGCAACAUCUUCUCCUCACUGGAUCCGAACAUUUUCCAGGAGCUUUCAUCUCUAAAGCUGGUGAACUUUGACUCGGAGUUCCUGUCAUGUGAUUGCAGCCUGCGCUGGGUGCCAGGCUUUUUCCGCACCAGUUCGGCCCGGCUCGGUGGAGAAACGUUUUGCGCGUACCCCAGAAAGCUCCAAAACAGACAACUCCGUGACGUGCAAGAGAGCGAACUGACCUGUGAAGGCCCUUUAGAGCUGCACACGCUCUCCCUGUUACCCUCCCUGCGCCAGAUUGUGUUCAAAGGAGACAGGCUGCCGUUCCACUGUACCGCCGCCCUGGUGGACAACAUCACGGCCUUGCACUGGCGCCACCAAGGUCAGGCCGUGACGAACGAUCCCUCGGACGGAGUUCUGCUGGAGGCAAAUGUGGUGCACGACUGCACGUUCGUCACCAGCGAGCUGAUCCUGGCGAACGUGCACGUGGAGGCGAGCGGCGAGUGGGAGUGCGUGGUGUCGACGGGCCGGGGAAACAUCUCGCGCAGCGUGGAGAUCGUGGUUCUAGAGAACAGCGCCACCUUCUGCCCUGAGCAGAGAGUGACCAAUAACAGAGGAGAGUUCAGAUGGCCAAGAACUCUGGCUGGAAUCACCUCAUAUCAGCACUGCCUGCAGCUGCAUUACCCAGCCAUAGCUGUAGGGGGUGGUGUGGACCAGAAGAAGGCAUCUCGUUACUGCGACCGUUCUGGGCGCUGGGAAGAAGGAGACUACUCUCAGUGUCUCUACACCAAUGACAUCACCAAUGUCCUCCACAAUUUCAUACUGAGUCCCAUCAAUGCUUCCAGCGCUGUGACGUUAGCACAUCAGGUGAGGUCCUACACUCUGGAGGCAGCAGGCUUCACAGACACAGUGGAUGUUCUCUAUGUGGCACAGAUGAUGCAGAAAUUCAUGGACUAUAUCAAACAGCAACGUGAGAGAUUGCAACACAAAUUGCAACAGAUAUUCGGUCCUGAGACCCUAUUGGUGUCACAGCUGUCGGAGAUUCUGGUAGAGAUGGCGAGUAACCUGAUGCAAGUGGACGGUCAGAUCCUGUCCCGGGCUCAGAGAGAAGAGAGGGUUUGCAGCUCCAUUGUGCACUCCCUGGAGUCGCUGGCCUGGCCUCAGCUGGAACCCCUCGCUCAGGACCUCUCGAUGAUGUCUCGGAACAUCGUGAUUGAAGCACACUUGAUACGCCCCGCCCACUUUACUGGCAUGAGUUGCACUGCAUAUCAGAGACGGGAGAGCUCAGGAAUCAGUUCUGGAUUGGAAACGAUAGACUCCACCAACGAGCAGCAGUUACGCUUCCGUUGUACCACUGGAACCCACAACACUUCACUAAAUGCUUUCCCUUUAAAGAAUGCCGUGGCACUUGCUUCGGUCUCCCUCCCUCCAUCUCUCUUUCCUCCGAGUGCUCCGACGGACUGCAAACUGCAGUUUGUGGCUUUCCGCACAGGAAGGUUCUUCCCUUUCAUUGGAAACGCCAGCAGUACAUCUGACCACACUCAAAGACGCAGCGCCAACACACCGGUCAUUUACGCAGGCCUCGAUGGCUGCACCAUGUGGAACCAGUCUGCUCCUAUCAUAGUGUCACUACGACACACGUCACCUGGCAGUGACCCUGUGGCUGCCCACUGGAGCCUGCAGGCACUCAAGCAUCAUGGGAGUUGGCGUUCAGAUGGCUGUCAGCUGGCCCACAGUGACUCAAGCACCUCCACGCUCCACUGCUCUGUGCUCAGCAACUAUGCUGUGCUUCAGGAGGUGCCUAAUUUCCCAGGUCUGACCCCCAUUCCUGUGGAAGUGCUCCAUCCGGUGGUCUACACCUGCACUGCAGUACUUCUCCUCUGCCUCUUUACCAUCAUCUUCACAUACAUUUUGCACCACAGCUCCAUCAGGAUUACCAGGAAGAGCUGGCACACCCUCCUCAACACCUGUUUCCACAUCGCCAUGACGAUGGCGGUGUUCGCAGGGGGCAUUACCCUGACCGGCUACCCAGUCGUGUGUCAAGCAGUGGGUAUUGUUCUGCACUACUCUUCUUUGUCCACUCUGUUGUGGAUUGGGAUCAGUGCACGUGUGCUCUACAAGGAAGCCUUGUGGCAGUCUCCACGGCAACCGGAGGGCGAGGCCGGGGUGCCGCCUGUCCAGCGGCCCAUGCUCAGGUUUUAUCUGAUUGCUGGGGGUGUUCCCCUGAUCAUAUGCGGGAUCACAGCAGCUGUCAACAUCAACAACUACGGAGACGGCAUACCUUACUGCUGGUUGCUAUGGCAACCUAGUAUCGGCGCAUUCUAUGUUCCGGCUGGCCUGGUGAUCGUGGUGACCUGGAUCUACUUCCUGUGCACUGUGACUCGCCUGAGGUGUCAAAACUCCCAGAGGGCCAAAGAGCCGUCCAGCUCCGCCUCUGGCUCCACCCCGCCGCCCGAGGCCCAACCGGCUCUCAGCGGCAGCACCAGCCUGCUCUCAACAGACUCCGCGGUCGGCCCGGUGCGUGCCAGGGCGGCGCCAGAGGACCUGCACUCACCAAAGGCACAGUUUUUGGCGCUGCUGGCGACACAGCUGGUGUUUGUGCUCACGUGGUGCUGCGGCGCGAUGGCUAUGUGGCAUGCGGACAGGGAGAGGAAGCUCUUCAGCUGCCUGUAUGGGGGCGUGGCCACCGGCCUGGGCGUCUUUCUGGUCCUCCAUCACUGCUUCAAGCGCCUGGAUGUCCAGGCGGCCUGGCUAAGCUGCUGCCCGGGCUACCAUCGCUCGCAGCCCAUGCCUGCCUACGGGCCGCCCUGCACGGCUGGCGUCAGCGGGCAGAGCGCCUCAGAGAGGGGCUCGCCGCUUUUCGCGGGUUGUCCGCCACCGCCGGCUGAGCCGAACAACUACUCCUCCUCCGCCAGGUCAUCAUCCACGCCCAGCGGCGCGGGUAGCACCGGCACCGGGCCCUGCAAACUCACCAACCUUCUGCAGGUGACGCAGGACAACGCCCACAGCGCCGGCCGUGCCCCGACAGGUGCCGGCACCAACACCAGCACAAGCACGGACAACAACAACAGCAGCAGCAAGCCCGCCAACGACGCUCCAUCCGCGCCCAACGCCACCGCUCCGACCCAGCAGCCGCAGAGGAGGAAGGCCGGCGGUCGAACUAAAGCGGGCGGUGCUCUGUACCACCACCGGGGGGAGGGGAGGGGACACUAUCGGCUCAAGGCCUUGCGGGGCGGUGGGGGUGGGGGUAGCGUGGGAGCCCUGGGCCCCCCUGGGAUGGAACAAGUGCAUCAUCUUCACAGGCCCGCGUCCAGCGAGAACGGGAGCCUCCGGAACAGCCACUCAGAGAGCCAGAAUGGGCCGCUGACCAAUGGGAGGCCCCGUGGGGAGGGGCUAGCGACAAGCCUCUCAGAGGGCAGCGACGGUGGCAGCAGCGGGGGCCGGAAGCCUUUCCCGCUGCUGCCCUCCGUGGCAAGCCGCGUGGCCACGCAGCAGAAUGCGCAGCGCCGCAGCGCCAGCCGGGACAACCUCAAAACGGCUGCCGCAGUCGACAGGGACUCCAGACGGAGCUCGUUCCCGCUGAACGUCGCCAUGGCGACGGUCAUCGGGACUACCACCUCACCCACCCCUGCUGCACCCAAUGGGACCCUGAAAGGCUCUGUGAUCCAGCUGGACACGAGCAGCACGGACCAAUCGCAGGGUUCGGUGGGGAUGAGGGGCGGGAUUUGGAAGAGUGAGACCACAGUGUGACGGCAGCCUGGAACCAUAACAGCGGAAGCAGCUGCUGUUGUGUGUUCUUAAGGAAGUGUGCGGGAGCAAAAACCCAUUGCAAGCAUGACAUCUGGCUUCCUCCGUGAUUAGCCUCCCAUACAUGAUAUUUUCACAAGUGUGCAGCGAGCUAUGAGUCGUCUACACUUUCCUGAAACACACCAAACCGUUCGCCAGUUUGUGCUUCGGCCUUGUGAGGGCUUCUAUACAUUCUGGUCUCAGAUGUGGAAAACUGAUAUAUGUGCCUAUUUGUUUUGUUCUGUUCUGUGUAUAUGCAAAAGCUGACCCUCCAAAAAAAGUGUUUUGUCAAAAAUGUGCAGUAGUGUUAUUUCUGUGACUUGUUUGUCUUUUAUUACACUAACAUUAGUUUUAAAGGCGAUGGCUAGAAAGCGUUUCACUACCUUUAGGUAUCUGUACAAUUUAUCCAUUAUGAUUUUUGUUUGUUUCUAUGCAUAUCAAUAGAGAUGGACCUCAAGGUGCAUUCCUUUUUUAAUACUUAAUAUUUGUCUUGCUUUUGAUUGUUAUUUAGUGAGUGAGGGAAUGUUUGUGCGUGUGUGCGUGUGUGUGUGUGUGUGUGUGUGUGUGUGUGUGUGUGUGUGUGUGUGUGUGUGUGUGUGUGUGUGUGUGUGGUAUUGAGAGUCAAAGCUAUGUAUAUGUCUAAAUGUAUGUACGCAUGAAUGUAUGGAUGUAAAAAUUGACCAUUUCAGUAUUUAGCUCCAUUCACUCUCCAGCACUGAUAAAUACCUCUUGGCCUUAACUAGUCAUUCCAACAUUAAUGCUAAAAAUGAGGACUUGCAGAAAAUUAGCUUCCUCUCCACGAUUUUCCGUGGAAUAGGAAUUAGCACUGGGAAUGUUGGUCUUUUUCUGCUGAUAAUACUGUUCUAAAGCAGGAAGUAAACCGAUCACUGUCCCCCUUCUGGCCAAGAUCAUAGUGAAAAACAUGGAUCUACACUGACCUCUACUGGAUCACGUAUGCCAUUCAUCAAAUGCAUGGACAUUGGCUGGAGUUUUCAACAAAAGCCAUUUUCACCCUAUCACUGCUAAAAGAAAUGGAGGUUGUGGUGUAUUGAAAAAAAGUUGGGUACAUAGUGGUAAUCUGAAGUUUUAAAAAUCAUGUAUGACAUGGUUUUCUCACAGCACUUGGAAAAUGUCCACCCUCUCUUCCUCACCCCAAAUCAUGGUGGCCCGAUGAAGACGAAGAAAACUUUUUAAAAAUUCCUGAAACUCAGUAUUAACAGAUUCAGGUUGUUUUUGUUUUUUUUUUCUUUUGGGUACAUUUUUGAUUUGUAAUUUAUAGUCCGCAUCACCACUGAUAAAGUGAAUUUAUGUUCACAGUUCUAGAUCUACCUUGCUUUUCUCAGACCGUUACAACUGCAAUUAAUAUAGUGGUCCAUACAGACCACACAUUUCUAAUACAAGCAAAAGUAUUCAAAGUGUUGUUUGGAUGGGUUUUGAAUACAAGUCAGGUUUAUAUUCAAAAAUGAUGUUCAAUGAGAACCUCUUUGUCAGGGUAAGUUAUACUUAUUCUGUGUGUGCAAAACUUGCCCAACAGGAACACGCUUCCAAUUGAACCCAACCUUGUGCUUUUCUUAUAUGGGUAAAGAGGUACCCCAGGUCUAAAGGGGGAAAGCAGUGUUAGGCAUGAGACAAUCUGCACUAUGCCAAACCAGUAGUCUCUUCUUAUUUAUGAUGUCAUAUGCAAUUUUGACCUUUGCCUGCAAUCUUAAGAUUUCCAGAGGCUGUUGUUUAUUCAUAUGUUGAAUCUGUUUUAGAUUAGAAUUGCUGGCUUUUCUUUAACACAUGUUCAGGGAUUUUUAUGCCAAAGAAGCUUUAUGUUUAACACUCUCUUGCUGCAGCAUUUUCAAAUAGGUUUCUUUUCUCACUCCUUACACAUCAGAAAUCUCCCUAUAACGUCAAAAAAUGAAGCAAUCGAGUCAAAAAAUUAUUGCAAGACACGAGUUUUGUUGGAUCGAAUAUUUAUUUAACCAUAUUAAUGUCAGCACACUUAGACUAACAAAAAGCACAUGCUUUAUGUGAUGUGGUUACUUCCAGUAGUUUUAUUAGUAAAAUGACAAGCUUGGAUUGUGUAAAAGGAUGCAGUAUUCCUUUAAAAGCAGAAAUGCUCAUUACUGUUUAUCAACCAGUCGUCAUUUCCUUUUUGUAUAACUCGAGACUGCAUUUAGGCCUAUGAACAUGGUUCCCAAAUAAACAUUUGUGUGAGAGUCUCAAAGGUCUAAUUCUCCACUGUGCCAGGUUUUCUUUUUUUUCUUUUUUUUUCUUUCUUUUUUUUACAAGCCAUUGAAUUUGCAUUCAUUUUCUUGUCCCUAUGCAUAAAGAUUUUGGUCAGCACAAAUUUAGUAGACUUGUUUAUCUAAUAAAGAUUGCUUCUGCUGUCAUCUCAUUGUUUUUAAAAAGGGAGAUUUCAAAAUUAAUGUGUAUUUAUAUUCACCAUGCAUCGAUAUGGAAAUUUAAACUUUUUUUCAGUUUCAGUAAUAUAUUUGCUUUUAAGAUCGUGCCUUACCAAAAAUUCUGAUGCAAAAUAAAGACUUUCUAAUUAA